CGUUGGACCUACAAAACAAACACAACAAAUUUUUACCGCCAUGCAUUUAUAUUACAGUGAGGCUCUGCUGUAAUCGAAGCAGCUAUGAGGUUUGUUAAUAGGCUGUUCUGUAAUGAAUGGAGGGGGCUGUUGAGCAGGGACGUGUCCUCAUACACACAGGGACAGAGUCCAGUGGCCAAAAUCAGAGAGUAUUUCUACUACAUCGACCAUCAAGGACAGCUGUUUCUGGAUGACACCAAGGUGAAGAACUUUGUCACCUGUUUCAAAGACCAGCACUUCUUAGUGUUCUUCUUCAGCCGUCUGAAGGUCAACCAGAGCGGCCGAUAUGAACAGGACUUCCCCUUCCUCUCUCUCUGCGGCCGCGAGCAUAACUUCCUGCGCUGCGAAGACCGGCCAGUUGUUUUCACGCACCUGUUGUCGGAGGCGGGGCAAGAGGAGCGUCUGUCGUACUGUGGAGGCGGGGCCAAACUGACCACCCCGUUCCGCCCAGAAUCUCUCUUCAUGCACCCGGUCAGCGGCAGAGUGUACCAUCCCGGACCGGAGCGAGGGGGAGGCGUGGGAUUGGUCCGGUCAGCGAUGGCCAUCGAGCUGAGCGCGCACUUUGAGUACGCCAUGGGUCAGGAGAGCGCGGGACCGCCCACUCAUUUCAUGUGGGCGGGUCAUCGACACACUCUGACCAAUGAGCUGGCCAAACAUUUUCCUGUUCGAACAGACGAAUGUGUGACGCUGCAGUGAUUCGAUCGACCGACAGAUAGAAGUGUAUUUAUGUAUAAUGUAUAUUCUGAACGCACUGCUGAAAUAAAUGUAUAUAUUGGGUCUUAUA
This is a messenger RNA of Puntigrus tetrazona (Sumatra barb), 823 nucleotides long. RefSeq names its product chromosome 20 C8orf82 homolog (gene c20h8orf82). NCBI's taxonomy places the organism in Eukaryota, Metazoa, Chordata, Actinopteri, Cypriniformes, Cyprinidae. The transcript has 3 exons. Bases 85 to 735 code for a protein of 216 amino acids. The record is from RefSeq and is a predicted model, not a curated record.